Molecule: messenger RNA, 1601 nt
Organism: Oncorhynchus masou masou (cherry salmon)
Lineage: Eukaryota; Metazoa; Chordata; Actinopteri; Salmoniformes; Salmonidae
Product: transmembrane protein 271-like
Exons: 1
Coding region: 382-1179 (265 amino acids)
Source: RefSeq, a predicted model, not a curated record
UAACACUCACCGUAUGAUCGCAAUCACGCAGGUUUGAGCUAAUGGUCCUACUUUAAUCAUUUGCACUCGCGUUUGGAGAUGUGGCUGCUUGCAUAACAGUGUGGAUGGGGGGCGAGCAGGGUCAUGAGGGUGAUCGUUACCUUUGAGUUGGAUUUUGGGGGUCGCUACCGUAGAAGGAACGCGCUCUUCCUAUCAAUAAUUCAUCCAUCCCUGAAGCAGCGGAAAAGGGGGGGAGAGCACACAGCUCCGGAGAUACAGGUUUUGAACUGCAGUCACCGGCGUAUUAUGUCACAAUCUGACAGUGCUUCGAGACGGGCUGACGAGGAGGACAAAGGAGGAUGAAGGAGGGAGAGGGACCGGGAGAGGCAGAGGAGGAAUAUAAUGAAGUUGAGUGGGAAAGGACUGUGUACCAUCGUCUCCAGCGCCCUCCUCUUCGUCUGCGCGGUGAGCGAAGUUGUUGUCGGAUUCAAAUGCAUCUCACUGGGCACCAAAGUAAAAGUCCAUUUUCACCUGUCGACCGCGGCCGGGGCUUUCUACUCGGGGAUACUGGUCGGACUCGGGCAGGCGCUGCUGGGCUUUGCGCUGCUUUGUUGCAAAGGGACGCCCGGGUGUCGGAAUUUCUUUCUCCUGGGUAUCCUGGUGUUUUUGUUGGGAGUUCUCACCGCCUUCUCCGGAGCCGUGGUGGACGGGGACACGGUGUCUCUGGUGGAGCGCAAAUAUUCCCAUUAUUGCCUAGACAUAGACUCAGUGGAAUUAACCGCCAUCUGCAACCAACUGAAGGAAUAUCAGAGAAGUCUAGUCAUCUCAACCAUUCUUAGCACUUUGGAAUGCCUUCUCGGGCUUAUGAACUUGGUGAUCAUCAAAAGGUACAAAACAGCGCAGUUUUACAGACGGAGGCAAUCACAGAGGCAAAGCGUGGGGACUAUUAUUUUCAGUGAGGAGCAGGACUUUACCGUGUCCGAAUUCCAACCGGUUUCCUACAUUAACUUGGGGGUAUUUCAAGUGUUCGACGAAGCAGGUGUUGAAGUACAAUGCGGGGGCCACCCGUCUAUCGAUCUCCCGGGUUACUCACCCACGGAUCCCGAGCUCAACCAUUCCUACCCCUUUUCUUACCCGCUCCCGAACGAGUUACCGCCCGCGUACGAAGACAUUUUCCCUGGAGACGAAAGUAACAAAUAGCAACUCACUCUGAACAAACAAAAAAGUUGGAACAUGGGCUCUAAAUUCUGCAGUGACAAUCACUGUCUUUCUCCCUUCGGUCUAUUCAGUGCUGGGACAAACAAUUAUGGAGAGAUUCUUACCUAAACAGUUUUUUUCCAUUACCUUCAUGCUUAUUUUUCUCAGCAAAGGUAGCCUCCUGGUCCACUUUAUGUGCAUCUACCAUUAUGUUGCCAAUUAACUAGUCUAUUGCCAUCUAUCGAUAUAGUCGAAAUUCCAUGGUAAUAAAUACCAGACCCAUAGACCAUAAGAUGCUACCAUACCAGUCCAAAUUUCAAAGCAGCAGUUGUUUUGAGUUCAGAUUGGAUACACAUCAAAUGCCCAUAUAGUUUGCUGUUGUUAUUGUUUUCUUUAACAUAUGAAUAAAAAUGUAUUUACUCUCA